UUUCUUUUCAUUUUAAACCAAACCAUGUCAUUUUCUAUUGAACAGAUACCAUCACUUCCAUUAUUAGUCAACAAAAAGCAAUCAAUCCACCUGACUGACAUUCUAUUGUCAGAAUUAACAAUGAACCAAAAACACUUAAUAAGCAGGUUAUCUAGUUUUUUGGAAUUUGAUAGCGCUUAUUUUGAUGAAGAAACCAACAUUUUUAUCAAAAAAUUAAUAUACUUCUUGCUGCCAAAUAGCUCACCAUGGAUAAAUUUAGCCGAGCUGAAUACUUUGGAAAUGGCUGAUGCGUCAAAUCAGACAUCAUACUGUUUCGAAACACGGGCAGACCACAAAAUUGAAACGCCUCUUUUAACAUAUAAUCUUUCAGAACUGGAGCAAGUUGCACAACAGAAAGACGCAAUCAGCAAAAGAUCUCAGUCGAUACGAGAUCUAUUUACCAACAAGCAAAUCAUCCUCUCUAAAGAAGAUACCAGCGCAGCCAAUAUUCUUUAUACACUUGCCGCCUUUGCUAACCUAUUAUGUCAAUAUCCUCAGUGGAAAAAUAACGCUGUCCUGAUACAAAUAUGCUCAUCUCAUGUGUCAUGGCGUGAAUUGGAAGCGGUACCUGAAAUUGUACGACAAAUCAACCAACUCUACGGAAAUCCAGAGUUUGUACCUGUUCACUUUUACCAUCAAGAGAUCGAUCAAGACGAACUACAGGCAUUUACGAACGCAGCAAAUAUCAAUUUAUGCCCAAGUGACUCACCGAAAGAAUCUCUUUUACUAAAGAAUUCCCCUUGUAUUCCUUCUCGCUUAGUACAAGACCCUUCAGAUAUCCCACAGUUAACAAACGCUUUACAUGACGCCCUGACAAGAAGCUUGUUCAACUAGAAUAACCCUAUUUAUAUAUCCUCUCCUUUUUUACACCUGCAUCAACAAUUUUUUUGUUGUGUUUGCAUAUAUUUAAAUACAUUUAAACAGAUAAAUAGUAAAACUACUACUACAAAGUUUGACUAUUUUGUGCAAGUAUCAAGCAAGCUAAACCCUUACUAUUGCUUGUAUCACUAUUAUGCGCUCCUGAAGAAGGGAUGGAAACCUAGAAAUAAUCAAACACGAUAACAUAGUUACCUUAACAACCCUUCAUCAAAGUUCUUUAUACAAUACGUUUCAAAAUUCUUUGUCUUAUUUUG
Rhizopus microsporus ATCC 52813 is the source of this 1172-nucleotide messenger RNA. RefSeq lists its product as uncharacterized. The record is from RefSeq and is a predicted model, not a curated record. Gene Ontology annotation, molecular function: catalytic activity. NCBI's taxonomy places the organism in Eukaryota, Fungi, Mucoromycota, Mucoromycetes, Mucorales, Rhizopodaceae. The coding region runs from base 25 to 873 and encodes 282 amino acids. Gene Ontology annotation, biological process: trehalose biosynthetic process. Gene Ontology annotation, cellular component: cytosol; alpha,alpha-trehalose-phosphate synthase complex (UDP-forming). The transcript is spliced from 5 exons.